This is a messenger RNA of Columba livia (rock pigeon), 3556 nucleotides long. Its product is annotated as cilia- and flagella-associated protein 52-like. Lineage: Eukaryota; Metazoa; Chordata; Aves; Columbiformes; Columbidae. Gene Ontology annotation, molecular function: protein binding. The record is from RefSeq and is a predicted model, not a curated record. The transcript is spliced from 8 exons. The coding region runs from base 1 to 963 and encodes 320 amino acids.
AUGGGGAAUCUCGGGGAAUAUCCGGCAGACGUCAUCCUCUGGGAUUUCCCAAAGCAGGAGUUACUUGCUCGGCUCUCGCUGCACGAGGGCAAAGUCGAGGGACUCUCGUUCUCGCCCAGAGGCAUUUAUCUUGUGUCCCUGGGAGGCCAGGACGACGGCAGGGUGAUGGUGUGGGACGUCAGUAAGAGAGAGGCUGUGUGCGGGAGCCCGGCCUCGCCGCGCAGCGCCGGCAAUGCCAACGUCGUCAUGUGCUCCAGCUGCAGGGACGAGGUGUUUGUCACUGCUGGAAAUUUCACCAUUCGAGUGUGGGAACUCGACACAGCAACUAAAACAAUCCAUCCAUCUGAAUGCUACGCGGGGCAGCUGAGAGGAAUCCCCGUGUGUGUUCAGAUGACAAACGAUGAUGGUGAUUUUGAUCUUGGCACGACGAGUGGAGAUGUCCUGAAAGUGAACACAAGCAGCAAGGUGCUGACUGCCUGUGGGCCCCAGAAGAAGAAGUUGAGCAUGGGAGUCACAGCUUUGCUUUUGCCGAAGACAGGAGGUUUAAUAGUCGGCACCGGAGAAGGGACUGUAGCUCUCUGUACAGGCUCAGACUUCCAAGUAAAGAAGAGAAUGCGAGUUGAAGGUGCUGUCACUUCCCUGACGUGUAGAGGUCGGGACGACCAGUUCUUUAUAGGGACAAAUAAAGGCCAGAUGCACCGCAGUGCCUACGCUACAUUUAAAGAGGAGCUGGUCGCCGUCUGUCACACCGAAGCCGUCAACGACAUUGUUUUUCCUGAUGGAUCAUCUCUCCAGAUGGAAAAUGGGAUUUUGAUCCAAAUGAACAUUUUUGGCGUAUUUUUAUUGCUUCGCUUCUCGGCCCAGCGCAAAGGAUCAGAUGUCACCGAGGUGCAGGGAGUGCAGGGUGCAGGAAGCGCUCCUCCCUGCCUGCCGCCAGCCUCAAACCCACAUCUUCUCAUCUAAUGAGAAAAUCAGGUGGAGCUUUAGGGUGAUGUGCUGCUGAUACCGCUGAUUGACACGCCUGUGUCACAGCCAUUAGUGCUGACUGUAAGGACUACAGGACUACAUCCUUGCGUAGAUGUUUGAACUUCUUAUCUGUUGCCUGCUCUUGAACAAAGCCUAUUGCUGAUGGGGAAAUACGGGCUUAAUUUCCCUGCUCUGGCUUAUUUCAGAAUCCUUCACUUGCUGAUGUUAUCCUGGUUGAUAAAGCACCCGUGCAAGCUGGGCUUGAAAGAGGCCACACUUGUGUUGUGCCGGUUUUCUCUGUCCUGGUUCAUCUUUCUGGGCAUUGAUGGUGCUGUUGAACAAAAGCUCGCGGUACCUUUCUAGAUGUCACUUUCUGUUGCAUCCCUAGGACGAGUGGCUUAGAGCUUAUUUCAAAGCACUGUGUCCCAUGGCUUUUGAAAUGCUGCAGGUCUUGUUUUAUUCCAACGUUUAUAACAAGUAUAUUAUGAACAGACUUUGCCAUCAUUUCUAUUGCCUUCAGCGCUGUUGAAUGGGAAUCAUCCAGUAAGCAAGAUAAAAAAUGACAUCUUUACAAUGUGAGGCUGCUGUUAGUGGCUGAUGUUAAACCUGGGCAGUCAGCACUUUUACACCCACUUUUGUGUCUAUUCUAUAUAACACAUGAAGUUGUUUAGAGAUUGAAUAUGGGGAAUAAACGUCACAGCUUCAGCAGAAAGAGUUCUUUUAGUUUAACUUUAACUGUUCCUUAAAAUGAAUCUUUGAAGAGAACCCAAACCAGGGGAAUUUCAUGUGAGAAAGGUGAUCCUCCAAAAAAGGCCUUUGUCUUAGCCAUGGGGAUCCCUGUGGGGCAGAUCCCAGCUGCAGGUUAGCAAAGCCGAGCUUUGGAGGCCGAUUUGAGCUGUGACAAAGCAAGGAGCGUUUCUGUGUGCCCCUCCUCGUUACCUCUCCUCUCUGAACUCUCCAGGGGACAUUCGGACUUGUUCGUUACCUGCUCCACAAACGACAUUCGAGUGCGGUACACGCCGGAACGUCUGGAGCGGCUGCGAAUCACCGUCCCCAACGUCACCUGCCACGCGGUCGAGGUGACGAGGGACGGCAUGGUCAUCGUUUCAGGUGAUGGUCAGUCCAGAGCCGUGGUUGCUCAACUUAAUAAACAUCAGUAUGUUAAAACGAAGAGAAGAUUAAAUUGGGAAAGCGUUUAAAUGGAGUUCAUGGCGACACCCAAAGGCCUCUUUGCUUGCAGCUGGUCCGAUGGACUUUGCUGGCAGCCCCGCUGUCCUGGUGCUGCAGUUGCGGUGAGGGUAGAAGGCAAGGGCUGGAGACCUUGCUUUGGAUCAGUGAAUUCCGGCAAUCCAGAAUGCGGUUCAGUCUUAUUUAAAUUACCUAAUUCUAAAAUAUCAACCUUGUUGUGUGCAGCAGCUUCACCUGUGAUGUAUGGAGAGCACAUUUGCAGAAAGCUGCCAUCCAUCGCCAUGUGCAAGUUGCUGACACAGGGGCUCCUGCAGUCCUAGAGCAGCCGUGCAGCCUCCCCAUGGUUACCAAACCACUUUGUCCACAGCCAGAAUCCAAAAGCAAUUACAUUUCAACAGUGUGUUUGGGACCGUAGCUCUGCGGGCUCAUCUGCAGUACAGUGGUUUUCACGGGUAUGCUGGUGAUCUAACAGCGUGGGCCUUAUGUGGGAACUUCUUUAUAAAAAGGGGUUGGUUUGGAAAGGAAAGAGCGACAACAGUGUGAGGAAAGUCUGUGCGCCCGGGCAGUCUCUUUCUUUCUGUUCAUCAGCUUGGAAUGACGGGAAAAUCCGCGCCUUCGUGCCCGCUACGGGAGAGCCAAUGUACGAGAUCAACAACGCCCAUAACCUGGGAGUGACGGCAAUUGCUGCGACCAGCGACUGCAAACAGAUCAUUAGCGGAGGAGGUGACGGGCAGGUAAUUUGUGCUUCAAAACCUGGAGCAGCUUCGUGCGCUCAUCACAGGGCCUGCGAAUUGCCUGGAAGUGCUCAGUCAGAACGGGAGCUGUUCUGAGCUGCCGCUUGAGCCAAGGGCUGAGUUCAAAGAUAUCAGCUUUUGAGAUGUGCUGUUGUUCUCAGAGGGCAUCAUGUAAAACAGUGCCCCGAUUUCUUCUGGCAUGGCAGUUUUGGAAAUCCUUCUAAUGCAGAAUAUGCUCUUCAUCCUUUUUGUUCAUUUGUCUCUCCCCUCUAUUUGGCUGUAUUUGUGCAGCUGAGACAGAAUUACAACUAAAGGUUGGUUAAGCAGAAAGGAGAACCGCAGGGGCGCACUUGCAGUACUCGUUGGGAACACAAAAAAGCUGCUCUGCGAUGCCAAUGGUUCUGUCAGAAUCAGUCCUCAGGAAGCUGUGACUUCAGGGUUGCUGAAGGGAUCGGGAUGCUCUGAGCUUUGAGCAAGUGGCAACUGGACAUCCAGAUCCCUUCGGGAACUCGGCAUCAGCCUCGAAAGCGUGGAAGGUCAGCUCUUCUCUGCCUUUGAUGCCCGUGUCUAAAUGUCUAAAUUUUCCCUGGGAUUUGGCCUUAGUGGAAUGUCGAGGUGAACAGACAUUGCAAUGUUUGGCACUAGUGGGACAGGACGUGCAAGGUGUG